Babjeviella inositovora NRRL Y-12698 is the source of this 312-nucleotide messenger RNA. RefSeq lists its product as uncharacterized. Lineage: Eukaryota; Fungi; Ascomycota; Pichiomycetes; Serinales. The transcript is spliced from 2 exons. The coding region runs from base 1 to 312 and encodes 103 amino acids. The record is from RefSeq and is a predicted model, not a curated record.
AUGGAUGAGUUUUCCACCGAGGUUCGCGGCACCGGGCCCCUCUUCUACCACACGUACAACAAGCUAACCAAAUCAGUAACAAUGUGGUGGGUUUUCACUAAACAAAUCAAAGCGUCCUUGAGAAAGGGCCAAGGUGUGCCUCACGGUAUCAGAAUGGGUGGUUUCUUGUUGGGUGGCUACUCCCUCUAUGCCUACAUAAUGACCUCCGGUCCGAGCAACAACGCCUUGCAAGCCGACAAGAGAUACGGUGCGGUUAACGGCAAGUACGCCUACGAUCACCACGAGGCGAUCAAACCAGUCAUCAAGUACUAG